UUUCCUCAAGCCAUCAUAAAAACCAAACAACACUCAUCUCAAACUUCCAAAAAAAAUUUAUCAACCAUGGCUUCAAUGCAAUGCUACAAAGGAGAAGGUGAAGAAUUUGAUUACUAUGGCUGUGAGAAAUCCUCAGGUUACCAAAAACCAACUACUUACUCGAACUCUAGUUACGAUCAAUCUUACUAUGUGGAAGACAGGUGUUAUGAAACCAAACCUGGAAUGAUGGGCUACGGCGUUAGCCAUGGCCAUCAACAUGGGUCGGGUAAUGGAUAUGGCCACAACCCAUGUGGGCCAACUAUGGGCCAUGGGAAAUUGGGCUAUGGUACGGGCUACAACACUCAUGGAACUACGGGCUAUGGUACGGGCUACAACACUCAUGGAACUACGGGCUAUGGUACGGGCCACAACACUCAUGGAAUGGGCUAUGGCAACAAUAGUCACUCUUAUGAUCACCACAUGCACAAACCUGGGUCGAAUGGGCUGGGCCCUGGAAUGGGCACUGCCUUGGGCCAUGUUAUGGGCUUUGGAAAUAAACAUGAGGGACAUGGUGGCUAUGGAAUGGGCUCUUCGGGUUGCACCACUUACAAGAAACAACACUAUAGGAGAAAGGGCAUCGGUGGUUACGGCAGCGGCAGCGACUAUAGCGACAGCAGCGACGACGAGCGUCGCUGCUAAAUAACUACAGAGUUUGGUGACUAGCAGCAUGGCUUAGGAGAAGGAAGAAUGUGAAGCUCCUAAUACUAAUUAGGGAGUAUAUGUAUGACAAUAAAUAAGAAGCAAAUCAGCCAUGGCUACUGAAGUUAUGAAACUAUUAUGGAACUUGAGAAUUUAUGUUUGUGUGCUGGUGUAUUACGUUCUAAUAAUGUAACUGUUUAUUCCCUUUGGAAAUAAAUCUAAGAGAAAAUAACCCAAAAAAGAGAGAGGUCUUCUAGUGUGUACUACGUUUUAUGUGUGAUAUAAAAUGCUUGAGUUUAUACUA
This is a messenger RNA of Lycium barbarum (goji berry), 982 nucleotides long. RefSeq lists its product as uncharacterized. NCBI's taxonomy places the organism in Eukaryota, Viridiplantae, Streptophyta, Magnoliopsida, Solanales, Solanaceae. The transcript is spliced from 2 exons. Bases 67 to 678 code for a protein of 203 amino acids. The record is from RefSeq and is a predicted model, not a curated record.